This is a messenger RNA of Octodon degus (degu), 5392 nucleotides long. It is a transcript of the gene Frmpd3, whose product is annotated as FERM and PDZ domain containing 3. The coding region runs from base 89 to 5392 and encodes 1767 amino acids. Gene Ontology annotation, cellular component: cytoskeleton. The transcript has 15 exons. The record is from RefSeq and is a predicted model, not a curated record. NCBI's taxonomy places the organism in Eukaryota, Metazoa, Chordata, Mammalia, Rodentia, Octodontidae. Gene Ontology annotation, molecular function: protein binding.
CCAGGGCAGAGCGAGAGGCAGACUGCAAAAGGGUUCCCGGGCCAAGUCUGCUGCCCAGCUUGACCCGAAGAGGGCCGUGACAUCAUGUAUGCAGGAAGAGAGCACAAAUGAUAUGGAAUGUGAGCAUCUGCCAGCAGAGACGCUGCGACAAGUGACCAUUCGCCGAGACCCUAUAUAUGGCUUCGGCUUCGUGGCCGGCAGUGAGAGGCCUGUGGUGGUUCGCUCUGUGAGGCCAGGAGGCCCCUCUGAGGACAAGCUCCUGGCUGGUGACCAGAUUGUGGCUAUUAAUGAGGAGGACGUGAGUGAAGCCCCCAGGGAGAGGUUCAUAGAACUCAUCAGGACUGCGAAGGAAUCCAUCGUUCUUACAGUUCUGCACACUCAUCAGUCCCCUAAAUCAGCCUUCAUUAGUGCUGCGAAGAAGGCCAAGCUGAGGUCCAACCCUGUGAAGGUUCGAUUUUCUGAGCAGGUAGCAGUUGGAGAAACAGAAGCAAAAAUGAUGAAGAAGGAAGCCCUCCUCCUCAUCCCCAACGUCCUGAAGGUUUUCUUAGAAAAUGGGCAGAUCAAAUCAUUCACUUUUGAUGGCCGGACCACUGUUAAGGAUGUGAUGGUGACAUUACAGGACCGUCUCUCCUUAAGGUAUAUUGAGCACUUUGCUCUUGUCCUCGAGUAUGCUGGGCCAGAACAGAAUCACAAGUUCCUGCUGCUCCAAGACAAGCAACCCCUGGCUUAUGUGGUUCAGCGGACACACUAUCAUGGAAUGAAAUGCCUCUUCCGAAUAAGCUUCUUUCCCAAAGACCCUGUGGAGCUGCUGCGUCGGGAUCCUGCUGCCUUCGAGUACCUAUACAUCCAGAGUCGGAAUGAUGUUAUUCGAGAACGCUUUGGAAUGGACCCCAAGCCAGAGAUGCUUUUGGGCCUGGCUGCCCUCCACAUCUAUAUCACAGUCUCAGCCACCCGGCCUAGCCAGAAGAUCUCACUCAAGAAUGUGGAGAAGGAGUGGGGCCUGGAACCCUUUCUUCCUCCCUCCCUCCUGCAAGGCAUCAAAGAGAAGAACCUUCGGAAAUCUCUCUCUCAGCAGCUGAAGGCUCACCAAACACAUCCUUCUAGUGGCACCAAGGGUUCUGCAGUCCAGGCAAAGCUCCAGUACCUUCGAAUUCUGAAUGAACUUCCGACCUUCACAGGCGUCUUGUUCAACACUGUGGGCCUGGAUGAAAAGCAGUCAGCCACCACUCUCCUGGUGGGACCCCGUCAUGGCAUCAGCCAUGUUAUUGAUCUCAAAACCAAUCUCACCACUGUGCUGUCCGAGUUCAGCAAGAUCAGCAAGAUCCAGCUGUUCCGGGAGAACCAGAGUGUGGCCCGUGUGGAGACCAGCAUCAUGGACGCCAAGCCUCUAGUUCUGUUGAUGGAGUGGCCUGAAGCCACCAACUUUGCCUGCCUGAUUGCUGGGUACUGCCGCCUCCUGCUGGAUUCCAGGAAGAUGGUCUUCUCCAGGCCUGCCAGCCAACCCCUUCCACCUCCAAUGAUCAAGGCAGAUUACAUGCACAGUGCCCACCGCCCUGUCACUGGGGGCCACCUGGGGAAAAAGGAGAGUAGUUAUGUGGGCGGCAUGGGCACCAGCCCCAGGAAGUCGAGCCGCUGCACGCCCCCACCUGCCGACUCUGAGCUUGUCAGCUUCUGCUACCUCCAUAUGCGGGAACAAAGGAAAGAGCAGGAAAGCCGGACAGAUGUCAAUGAGAACCUAAUCUUCUUUGAGGAGACCAGGCCCCGGACCAAGUCUGACCCCACUUCCAAAAGCUCUGGCCAAGGUUACCAUGUAGUCCCUGAUGACUUUGAUGCAGCCAGCUUAGACCACGAGCCUUGUGCCAGCAGGGCCCGGUCCUACACCUUGGACAAUUCCCUUGGGGCUGAAGCCCUGAAUUUCUAUUGUGACUCUUGCAAAACCAAACUCCAGGAGCAACUAGGCCCUCGCAAAGGUGGGAGGCCUGGCUCUUCUCGUGACAAUAUUGUAGACUUGAUGUCCCUCCCACCACCCGGGAGUGAGGAGGAAGAGGAAGAAGAAGAUGAGACAACUUCUCUGUUGCCUGCCAUUGCCGCUCCACCCCCUGGUUUUCGAGACAACAGCUCAGAUGAGGAUGACCCCAAGCGCCGGGCUGUCCAAAGCCAGGAACAGGGACGCCACCUGCGUGGGCUCUUGUAUGAUGAGAUUCCAGUGACACUGAUUGACAGUGUGCAGACCCGGACAGUCAGAGAUCAUGCCCAGGAGCUAGAUGAUGCCUUGGUGUCCACUCUGCAGGCUCUGGAAGCCCUGGCUGCUUCAGAAGAUGGACCACACCCCCCUCCCCCACAGACAGCAGGUCUGAUUGUGCUGGCCACAAUUACUCCUGAAUCAUCACUGGACUCUGGCCAUGAAACCAACUCUUCAGAGCUCACAGACAUGUCAGAGAUGAUGUCUGCCAUGAAGCAGCACCAGAAUACCACCUACUUCCUGGCCCAGCACCUCAACAAGGACCUGCCCUUCCGGAUCCAGAGCUGCGCAGCUCAGGCUGUUCUCACAGCCCCUUACUCUCUUGGGCGUCCAGAUCCCAAUCCAGCUGUCACAGGCCAAAGUCCUGGGCCCCCAGGAGCUCGGAGAAAGCUGCCUCAGUCAGAGGCCCAGGCACAGGGAGAGCGAACAUACUCCCUGGCAGUGCAUCCAGCGCUGUCACCUCAGCUUAAUCAGCUUAGUGAGCAGAAGAGUCUUAGCCUGCUGCCCCCAGUGCCUGAGGACAAAGGGUCUGGCCACACAAGGGCCGGCAUGGAGAUGUCACUGAGGGCAGCCACACCCUCCCUCAGUGAAGAGCAGGUUUCAGAGCUGAGGGAGAACCUGCCCAAGGAGGUCAGGUUGAGCCCCAAACUCAUCCUGGAUCCCAAAGGCAGUGUGACCCCAGCCAUCAUCUCUGCUGCCCUACAGCAGGUGGUUCAUAGUAAGAGUCUAGCUCCUACUGGUGGGACCUUGGGGAACCCUACCGUCAGGGGAGAGAGAAGGCUGGAGGCCAGCAUGGGGAGACCAGAGGUUAGCAUGAUGGGUGGCAGUACCAGUAAGAAUCUGAAAUUUAAAAUGAGCCCCAGUGCUCUAGAGGCUUCACGGAAUUCCCAGCAGCAGCUGGGCCCUGAGGUCUCUUCGAGCCCCAGAGCACCCACAGGCAGCCGGGCCGACAGCCUACAGCUCUCUCCACAAGACGACAGGCUCCCUGUUCAAAGCUUCCCUCCCAAAGGCUAUCUUUCACGAACAGGUCGAGAGUCAGCAGGCAAACAAGCUACAGUGGAGGUGGUCAGCAAGGAUGGGCCAGAGGGAGCCAAGCCUACCUUACACAAGCAGGGUGCCAUCUCCAACCAAGGGGAGAAGGGGCAGCUGGAUAGCACAUCCAAAAGCAGCAAGCUUGAAGACACCAGCCUGGUCCCCCGAGCUGGCUACUCCAUGGCUCUGCAGAGCCCUAGCUGCCAGCCUGGAAGCCACAGCCCCAGCUGCCAGUCCCGAGGCCAGAGCCCCAGCUGCCAGCCUCGAGGCCAGAGCCCACUGAAGCCUCAGGCUACAAGCCGGCAGGUGAGCACCAUGCCUUCCAGGAAGCUUGAAAGCCUGGAUGGAACCCAUUCAGCUUCUGAAGGCCCCACAAAGCCCAAGUCAUCCCGAGGGCCAUUUCGGCUACGCAAUUUGUUCUCUGCCACCUUCCCUACACGCCAGAAAAAGGAGACGGAUGAGCGACAGGCCCAGCUGCAGAAGGUAAAGCAGUACGAGCUGGAGUUCCUCGAGGAACUUCUAAAGCCACCAAGCCAGGGUGAGUUGCCCAGCACCGAAUAUCUGCAGCCUCCCGCACCUGGCCGCUGCAGCUGUCAGCUACGCAGCAGCCCUGUGCAGCAGGGGCCUGGCAUGUCCCGAGAGCAGAGGCGCAGCUGUGACUGCAAGCGCAUCUGCCGGGGAGGCCGGCCACAGACUGCCCAGACACCAGUGCCUGGCCUACGGGGAAGGGAGAGGGACAGGCUCCCCCCUACUCAGAGGCAGCCAGAGGCUAGCCCAGGCUUGAGCCUCAGCAGCCCCAUCAAUAUCCAGCGCAUCCGUUCCACCAGCCUGGAAUCCCGAGAGUGCCGAUCGGAGCCUGAGAGUGGUGUUUCGUGCCUGACCACGUGUGCCUCGGGUGGUGAGUGUCUGGGAGCACCCAACUAUCGAAAACUGAUGCGCCGCUACAGUAUCAGUGAGCUGGACCAGAGUGACAGGGCCUCGCUGACCUCUGAUGUGUACCCGCACCCACCCCUGAGCAUGCUGCCCAGGGAAGCCAAGGAGGUAGAGGCAGGCCUCCCCCUAGGCCUGGGUGCCAAAAGCAAGUCGAUGGAGUCACCAACACUGGGAGACCCCUCAUAUGUCCAGAUUGUCCCUGAAACCAAAGGCCCUGCACACAUGGCUGUGUUCUCGCUACCAGAGGAGGUAUACCGGAAGCCUGCCGAGCUAGACGAAGACAGUGAGAGUAGCAAGUGCUGUUCUAUCCGAUACUGCUUCUACUACCGCAAGUGCGACAUGGCAGAUGAUGCCAGUGAUGGCAAGGAUGAGCUUUCCUACUCUAUCCCCAUGAAGAUUCUGCCAGGCAUGAAGCUGGAUGAGCAGGUAGUACCUGUGGUGAGCCGGACCCUGCAAGUGCUGGACGCAGCCACCUGCAGCAGCAGCCCUGAGGCUUCGGGCACCCAGGAGAUCGACCUGCGGGUGUCCACCUUUGAGGGGAGCCUGGCCAAGAUCAAUGCCCUACGCGCCCAUGCCUAUGGCCUUCCAGAUGGCUUCCUGGCCGCCCGGCUGGACACCAAUGAGCUGCUAACAGUCUUAAGGCAGUGUGUGGCCAGCCCUGAGGCCCGUGCUCCCAAGCCCUACGUCUCUCAGAUCUCUGAAUAUAAGCUGGAGCUAGCUCUCAAGUUCAAGGAGCUCCGAGCUUCCUGCCGCCGUGUGGCCAACGUGGACAAGAGCCCAACUCACAUGCUGGCAGCCAUCACAGGCAGCUUCCAGGUGCUGAGCAGCCUCAUUGAGACCUUUGUGCGGCUGGUGUUCAUUGUGCGCUCUGAGGCCCAGCGCCAGGAGCUGCUGGCCAAGGUGGAAGAGGUGGUGAGGAAUUAUACCUUCCUUUUGCGCGCAGCUGAGGAGUCCACAGCCCGGAACCUUAGCCAGCAACAGCAGCAACAGCAGCAGCAACAGCAGCAGCAACAGCAGCAGCAGCAGCAGCAGCAGCAGCAGCAGCAGCAGCAGCAGCAGCAGCAGCAGCAGCAGCAGGUGGCAGCAGCAGCUACAGGGGCAGCCAGAGGGCAGCCACCAGGAUCCCCAGCUUCAGUGACAGUUAUGAGCACAUUCACCCGCUCCUUAAAAACCCUUAUUAAGUAG